AUGUACUUUCGAUCUCGAUUGACAAUAAAUCAAAGAAUUGGAUUAACUUUAAGUCAUCCAAUUCAAACGAAUUUUAAUUUGUCUCGACCUCAAUUUACAUUAUUUCAAAAUUAUGCUGCUUCGACUAAUUCUUCAAAAAAGGACAAAAAGGACAAAAAACCUGGAAAAUCUAAGAAAACUUCAAAAAAUGAUGAAAAAGUAAAAAUAUCUCGAAAGAAAAAAGAACCUUUACUAUCAAAGGACAAACUAGGCACAAUAUAUAAUGAAUUAUCUCAAGAUUUAUGGCAAAGUAGAACUUUAUCUGCCAAGCUCUCAUUAGAAUCUCCAACUUUUACAGAAGAUGUUGACGAUGUUAUUGAAUCACAUAAACCAAAAAAGAAUUUAUUAACAACUGGUGAACAUCAAGAAAUGAUAAAUAAAAUAGAUAAAGCUUUUAUUGUACCGCAACUCAAAUCAUUCCUAAAAAAACGAAGUAUAAGUUUUUCUAAACUAAAUAAAAACAAAUUAAUUGAAAAAGUUAUCUCUGAAGUUUGGGAAAUCGAGAAAGUUGUCGAGGAAAUAUCUAAACCAAUUGAUUUAUUUUUCAUAAUUGGGCCAGAGGAGAAAACCUUACGAGAAAUAAAAAACAAAUCCAAUGUUAAAAUUCAGAUUGAUUCAGAGAAUUUAACAUACAAAAUUAUUGGGUUUUCCCAAAAUAUUGAAAAAGCAAAAGAGAUGAUCAAAAAUAUGACGGUCUAUCAUACUGCUACUAUGGAAUUACCUUCUCAUAUCAAAGACAAUGAAAAGAGCCUGCAAGAAAUAAUGCCCUUAGUGCAAGAUAUUUGUACCGCAUCGGAAACGUUUAUUGAGAUUGAUGCAAACAGGCAGUUUGUAGUAUCGGGAAGAUCACAUCAGGAUAUCAAAGAAUCAUUAAGGUUAUUAAAUGUUGCUUUGCAUAAGCCUGAUCGAAAUGAGUCAGAUUUGAUUUUAUGUAACGAAACGCAAGAUUUUAAUGAAUACAGUUUUUUCCCUAUUCACGAUUCUGAGAUCAUGUCGCUCUAUAACCGAAACUUGAAUUGGCAUCGCGUUGGUAGAAUUGAUUCCAAGGCGUCAACUUUAGGCGAACAUUUAUAUACUUUACAUGAAAGUGAAAGUUUCUUGAAAGAAUCAAUGCCGUUGCCUUUUUAUUUAUCCGAUGCGCAAAACAAGGUAACAAACAUGAAUAAACUUGGAAUUUUUCUGAAUGCGUUUUCAAAAGAGUCUAAAUUUAAAUCGAAAGCUGAAGUUUAUUCUAUGUUUGGUUAUAAAGUUUUCCACGACGAGAAAAAUGAGGAAAGAAAUUUAUUUAUUCCUCCAUUAUCUGGCAAUUUCUCUCGUGAAACGCUUGAAAAAUGGACCAAAGAAAACAGUCAUUUAAGAACAUUUCUUCCUAGUUACCCGUACCCAAAUUUCUUGACAUCCUUAUCAAACCCUAUAUCUAAAUUUCAAAAAUCUGUUCAGUUUGAUUAUGUGCCAUUUAAAUCAAAAUCUGAAUCAUCUUUUAACCAAAGAUUAAGUAUAUUGUUAGAUGUAAACGAUUUAAACUUUAAGUUUAAGGAAUCAACUAUGCAGAAAAAACGAUUCUUGGUGGACUUAUUAAUGAUGGAUAGUACGACAGAUUUAAGAUUGUCUGCGAUCAUUAAAGAAUCAGUUGAUAGAUCAUUCAACAUUGAUAACUUUCUCAAGGAAUGUUCAUAUAUAAGUCCUCGAAAUAUUCGAUGUCCUAGAGAAUAUGUUUUUAGUUUUGGAACUGAAGAAGGAAAAAUAAACGUUCCAUAUAAUCUUGAACGUAUGAAGUUUUACACAACUAGUCAAUACAAUUAUAAUGGAUUUACUCUUUCCGUAAGCAAAAUUUCAGAACUAGAAACUAAUUUUGACAGACCAGAAAUUAAGUUAAUAUACGAACCAACGAAAAUUAAACAAUCGCCAAUUGAAAUUCUAACCAAGUCUUCUGAAGGCAGUUACUUAGAAAAAUGGGAAAAUUUCAUUUCAGUAUCAUUAGCAAUUGUUAAUAGUAUAGGAAAUAAGUGA
Molecule: messenger RNA, 2049 nt
Organism: Funneliformis geosporum
Lineage: Eukaryota; Fungi; Glomeromycota; Glomeromycetes; Glomerales; Glomeraceae
Source: the annotation of a GenBank genome assembly